AUGGGAAAAUAUUCAAAAUAUUUGGAAUAUCUGGAAGACGGGAAGAUGCGAUGCUUGAUUUGUCAACACACUUUCAGCAAACAGAAAGACUCGUGUACAACAGUUUUGAACUACCAUUUCAAGAAGAAACAUCAAAAAGAGUGGAACGAUAUAAACGGGAUUUGUGAUGAUGAGGAGGAGCCAGCGGCAAAGCAUCCAAGGGCAACUGCAAAUUCACCAGAAGAUGUGAGAGCUUCAAAAAUCAAUCGCGCGUUUAUGCAAUUGGUUGCUGGAGCAUCCCUGCCAGUGAACUUGCUAGAACAUCCUGCAUGGAAAAACUUUUGCAAAGUUGCAAUUCCAAAAUUCCAAUUCAACUCCCUAUUUCAACAGUCAGAACUUCAAAGUUUGUAUAUUGAGUACGAAUCGAAGAUUAGGCAUGAUUUAUUGAAAGUGUGGCAUGUGUCAAUUGGUAUUGAUGAAUGGGCAGACAGUGAGCAGCGAGGAGUUGUUGUUUUCUAUCUAGAACACAAUCAGUGGACACAUCGAGUUCUUGGAAUUGUCGAAAAUUCUCCGGAAAAAAAUGCUGAAGAACAAAUUGAAGACAUUUUGCAAUCUUUUGAUUUAAAAGGUAAAAUUUGUUCAGUCAUUGUCAGAGGUUCGAAGACUUUCAAACUGGAUUUUCCGCUUUUUGAAUGCCUGGAAAACAACCUAAAUUUCGCUAUAAACGAAGGAUUUGACAAGCUGUCAACUUUUCAAAAUGUCUAUGACAAAAUCCAAGAUAUUGUCGACAGGAAAGAAGAAACCAGUGAACAAUUUGGGGUUGAGAAAAUACGAUGGAUGACAAUUCAUGAUUUAUUCGAAAGAGCUCUCCAACUCCGCGAGGUUAUCAACUUUUUGACAGAAGAAAAUAUUCAUAAGAUCACGAGCAGCGAUUGGGAUACUGCGGAGUCUGUAGUUUCGAUUCUUCAACCAAUUGUGGAUUCAACUGUCUUGAUUCAAAAAAGUGGCAUGACGAGUAGUGCAAUCAUUCCCCUUUGUAAGGUUUUGAUACGAGAAUUACACGAUAUGAAGGAGAAUCCAAAUGUUUCCGAACCGAUUGUAAAACAGAUUGAAGUGGAGUUGAAGCAAUAUGAGUCAAAUGAGUUUCUUCAGUUUGGGAUGAUGCUCGACGUUCGGUUUAAGGAUUGUUUCGCCGAGGAUGAAUGGAAAAAUAAGUUCUCUCAAUUUCUUCUAGAUCGAUGUGAUGAAGAUGACGAACAUGUCACAGAAGUUGCUGCCGUUAAAGAAGACCCAUUUUCCCGAUUCAUAAAUGCCCAAAGGAUUGAUAUUAACAGGACAAGAGGCAAUCGAAAAGAGCAAAUACUCCUUGAGUUGCAAAAAUGGUUUUUGGAUGGAACGAAUAUGAAUGAAAAUCCGAUCGAAUGGUGGGCAAGAUCAGCCAGUAAAGAAGCCUAUCCCAUUCUUCAUCGAUUCCAUUUGAACUAUUUGAAUGCCCCAGCAAUGGGUGCUGCAACUGAGAACCUGUCUUCUACUGAUCUUGCUGGAUUGAAUGAUAACAGAAAACUAUUGAACUCUGAUGAUUUUUCAAAGUUUUUAUUUUUACAACAAAACCUUCGACUAAUGGGUUAUGGGGGUCAAGAAUGUUAA
Messenger RNA from Caenorhabditis briggsae, 1626 nucleotides. NCBI's taxonomy places the organism in Eukaryota, Metazoa, Nematoda, Chromadorea, Rhabditida, Rhabditidae. Gene Ontology annotation, molecular function: protein dimerization activity. Gene Ontology annotation, biological process: regulation of transcription by RNA polymerase II. The transcript is spliced from 5 exons. Bases 1 to 1626 code for a protein of 541 amino acids. The record is from RefSeq and is a predicted model, not a curated record. Gene Ontology annotation, cellular component: nucleus.